This is a messenger RNA of Amphiprion ocellaris (clown anemonefish), 2107 nucleotides long. It is a transcript of the gene fpgt, whose product is annotated as fucose-1-phosphate guanylyltransferase. Gene Ontology annotation, molecular function: transferase activity, transferring phosphorus-containing groups. The record is from RefSeq and is a predicted model, not a curated record. NCBI's taxonomy places the organism in Eukaryota, Metazoa, Chordata, Actinopteri, Pomacentridae. Bases 109 to 1848 code for a protein of 579 amino acids. The transcript has 4 exons.
AGCAAUAGACCGCCUGACAGAAAGCGAAGCUCGAAUGUAAAGAUCAGCGUAAACGGAAUUUAUCCGCCUUCAUAGAGCCUCUAUUUAAUCCACAUCGGAGGCGACAGAAUGAACCAAGACUCUUCAAGAAAACUACAGACUGCAACAAGAGAAAAACUCCGGAAACUGAACUCUCUGCGCGGACGACAGGUGCAGCCAGGUGAGUUCUGGGAUGUUGUGGUUGUUUCUGCUGCGGACAGAAGUCAGAAAGAAUCAUACGAGCUGCAGAUCAGAGAGAAAACUGACAGAAAGGAGCUUCCACUUGGAGUUCAGUUCAAGGUUUUCUCAGAUCCUCCUGGUCCUAAAAUAGGUAAUGGAGGCUCCACUCUGUACGCUUUGCAGCAGCUGAAUGACAUAUAUGGAGAAUCUCUGAGCAGACUGAGAGUCAUCCUGAUCCAUGCAGGAGGCUUCAGUCAGCGUUUACCCAGCGCCAGCGCUCUUGGAAAGAUCUUCAUGGCCUUUCCGCUGGGUGAACCCAUCUACCAGAUGCUGGAGCUCAAACUGGCCAUGUACGUGGAUUUCCCGUCGCAGAUGAAGCCUGGCGUCCUGGUGACCUGCGCAGACGACAUUGAGCUCUACAGUAUAUCUGAGGACGAGAGUGUACAGUUUGAUAAACCGGGUUUUACAGCUUUAGCUCAUCCUUCCCCACUCCAUGUAGGAACCACACACGGCGUGUUUGUGUUGGAUCCACAUGAAAAGUCUUCUUCCUCUGACGUGGAGACGAUUUCCUGUCUGCGCUUUCUGCACAAGCCGAGCCUCAACAAGAUGCGAGACAGUGGAGCUGUUUGUAAAGGGCAGAGCGGACUGUUUUCUGUGUCCGGUGAGGAAUUUGUCUACACAGAUAGCACCUAUUAUUUUGACUUUGAUACUGCAAAGUCUCUUCUAAAUCUGCUGAAAGAGUUGGGACCUUUAGACUGUGAGAUCGAUGCAUACGGAGACUUUCUUCAAGCUCUGGGCUCCAAAGCCACAAUAGAUUACACCAACAACACUGCUAACGUCACCAAAGAAGAGAGCAGUCUGGUGGAAAUCCGACAAAAGAUCUUCCAUCUCCUCAAAGGAACGCCUCUGAACGUGAUUCUCCUCAACAACUCCAAGUUUUACCACAUUGGAACCACGUCAGAGUAUCUCUUUCACCUCACCGAGGACGUGGCGCUGAGGGCCGAGCUUGGCCUCCUGAAUUCUGCCUUCAGUUUACGUGAAACCUCUGAAACCCCUGGCUGCUGUGUUAUGUGCAGCGUCCUCGAUCCCAGUUGUUCUGUGGGAGCUGGAUCAGUGGUGGAGUUUUCCAGACUGGGAGAGGAAGCGUCUGUCGGCUCGGGCUCCAUCGUGAGCGGCUGCUGGGUCGGUCCGGGCCUCUCAGUGCCUGAUGGAGCCUUCAUGCACUCUUUAUGCGUGAACCACCAGGAUAAAAUCAGGUUCGUUACUGUCUUCUUUGGGAUAAACGACAACCUGAAGCACAGUGUGGACGCUCCCGCUUCAAUGGACGAGCUGAAACUUUGCAGUGUCGGCCUUUCACAGUGUCUGUCGCACUGGGAGAUCAAGAACGAAGCCCUGAGGUUCUCUGGCGAUGCUUCCAGCUGUAAUUUGUGGAAUGCUUGUUUGUUUCCUGUUUGCUCUGACCAGCAAAGCUCUUUCUCAGUGUCUCUUAAGAUGCUGCAGGCUGUCCUGAGUGGUUCUACCAACCCUUUACCCAAAGACACGAAGCUAAUGUCAGUGCAGGAGUGUUUGCAGAGUAAGAACCUGGAGGAGAUGCUGAAGCUCAGGAAGGUACUUUACACUGACAUCACUCAGAGAAGAUUCAGCAGCUAAAAGAGACAUUUUAACAGAUUUAGAUCAAAGUUUUAUGUUGUCAGUUUGAUUACUGUAAAUCGUUGGUGCACUGUGUGAUCAUUCAGUGUUCAGUAGAUUUUUUUGCCUGUCAGGACUGUAAGCUUUUGUCAGCUUUGUAAAGAUUAGUAUUUUGUCAUCCAGUUAAAUGUGAUACAGCCUUUUGUUUCAUUUUUUGGGGGAAAUUUAAUGUGAUUUUUGUCAUUUUAAAUAGAUACAUUUCCAUAUUAUUUCAAAACUU